UAGCCUUCGCCCCAUUUCAAAAACACACACUCUCUCUCUCUCUCGUUCUUCUUCUCUGCAUUUGUAUUUGAUGAAACAAAGCUAUUAGGUCUAAUCUCUCAGUUUUUUUUUUCUCUCCCUUGAAUAGAUUCGAUGGCUGCACCACCUGCUAGGGCUAGAGCCGAUUACGACUACCUCAUCAAGCUUCUCCUUAUCGGUGAUAGCGGUGUGGGUAAAAGCUGUUUGCUGUUAAGGUUCUCUGAUGGCUCCUUCACCACUAGCUUCAUCACCACCAUUGGAAUUGAUUUUAAGAUAAGAACAAUUGAGCUUGAUGAUAAACGCAUCAAGCUCCAGAUUUGGGACACUGCUGGUCAGGAACGUUUUCGCACCAUCACCACUGCUUAUUACCGUGGUGCAAUGGGCAUUUUGCUGGUGUAUGAUGUCACUGACGAAACAUCCUUCAACAACAUCAGGAACUGGAUUCGUAAUAUCGAACAGCACGCUUCAGAUAAUGUCAACAAGAUCUUGGUUGGGAACAAAGCUGAUAUGGACGAGAGCAAGAGGGCUGUGCCAACAUCAAGGGGUCAAGCACUUGCUGACGAAUACGGAAUCAAGUUCUUUGAAACAAGUGCUAGAACAAAUCUAAAUGUGGAAGAAGUGUUCUUCUCGUUAGCAAAGGACAUUAAGCAGAGACUCACUGAUACCGACUCCAGAGCAGAGCAGCCUGCGACGAUUAGGAUGGGCCAAACAGACCAGGCGUCUGGAUCCGGACAAGCCACCCAGAGCUCUGCUUGCUGUGGAACUUAACAAGUCUCAUAGUUCUUUCUGAAGCUGAAGUGUGCGUGAAAAGGAAGUAAAGAACACUGAUUGGUCUUGGGCAGUAGAAAUCUUGAAGAAUCGUUCAUUCUCAGACAGAUUUGAUAUAAACUAUUGCUCAUUGCUUGUUCCUUCUCAGAUAGAUUUGAUAUAAACUAUUGCUCAUUGCUUUAUCUGUUACAUCAUGGAUUCUUAAAGCUUUUCCCGUUUA
Molecule: messenger RNA, 1006 nt
Organism: Raphanus sativus (radish)
Lineage: Eukaryota; Viridiplantae; Streptophyta; Magnoliopsida; Brassicales; Brassicaceae
Product: ras-related protein RABE1c
Exons: 8
Coding region: 133-786 (217 amino acids)
Biological process (GO): regulation of exocytosis; protein secretion
Cellular component (GO): plasma membrane
Molecular function (GO): GTPase activity; GTP binding
Source: RefSeq, a predicted model, not a curated record